CGGGCUUGAACCAACUCCCACCAAGCGCGCAAAGGUAUAAAUACCCCCCAAGUUGCCGUAUUCUGGGAAGGCAACUCCAGGGCAUUCGAGCACAUUACCACACCCGUAGCACAUUCAAUACCUCUGAGCUACACGCUGCUGUUUUUCCUCUCAAGUGUCUUAAUUUAUUCUUCAAAAUCGGGAAUUUUUUUGCCAGUCUCUACAUUUUACUCGUCACAUUUAGACCCACACCAUGCAGAUUCGUCAGCUCAUUACCCUCCUAGGCCUCAGCCUUUCACAAACACGGCCGGGGGCCGCCGCCCCUACAUCCCCCGAGUCGAUCAAGUCGCUUGUCCUGGAUAUUACCGAGCCGCAUGUACCAGUGAAAGGAUCCACCACGUCCUCAAAAUUCAAUGAUGCGAUUCACAUAGAUUUGCAUGCUGGUCCUACGAAGGCUAUCAAGAACUACGACCGUAUAUUCGAACCAUCUAAGGGGAAAAAAGUAGAGGAAUUUGCGGAUAGCCGUGCUGCAUACGACGACACUCUCCGUGACGAGAACCUCAAGAACUAUCCCGCUAAGAUGGAGCGCCGAUUGGAAUUGUAUCGAAAUGAUAUGUUCUCCCGCAUGAUGGAUGCGAAACUCACCGACGAGGAAGUGAAAACAAUCCAUAGUGGUGUAAAGGAAACGUUGGAACAAAAUAUUAACUCCAGAACCGAGGAUUUCAUGUGGGACAAUAAACACUUUGCCGCUGGAAAAUCUGUGAAGGCUCAAGUUAAACUUGAAUAUAUGACAAGGGAGAAGAUCGUUGAAGAAUUGGCCAAUACCAACCUUCCCGACAUUUCUACCCCCCGCCCCUUGACUGGCGAAGCCUUGAAGGGAUUUCGCCAAUUUAUGAAAAGCCAUGAGACGGCGCUUCUCAAUCCCAAUGGCCCAAAACUUGUCGGCCCCACACCUGUAAUCCGUUGAAAGAUUUAGUACUUUCUACUCUCAGUUUCAUUCCUGCUUGUUGCAUAGAGUCUUUUUUUCUCGCACUUCCUUUCUAAAAUGCUUUUCACUCAGUUUUUCUCAUCAUAUAAACACGCAUUUUCUUUGAGAAAAUUUCAGUAAACUUGAGGAAAAAAGAGUCAUCUAGCUGAGUUCCUGUCAUGAAUGUUUGUUCCCUUCUUCCCCCUUAUCCCACAAAAAAAAUUCCCCUCCUCCUACUAUUGAUUUACGGUAUGGGAAGUCUUGACUCAUUAGAAUUCCCAUGUGUCAUGAGCCAAAUGAGAUGUUUUUUGCAAAGGAAAGAGAUGACUUGCAAUCAAUAGGUUUUCAGGUAUCCUCAUGAUCAUGGAAAAUUUGACAGUUACUUAAGAGCCGCUUCAAUAUA
This is a messenger RNA of Puccinia graminis f. sp. tritici CRL 75-36-700-3, 1349 nucleotides long. RefSeq lists its product as uncharacterized. The coding region runs from base 233 to 946 and encodes 237 amino acids. The transcript has a single exon. NCBI's taxonomy places the organism in Eukaryota, Fungi, Basidiomycota, Pucciniomycetes, Pucciniales, Pucciniaceae. The record is from RefSeq and is a predicted model, not a curated record.